Molecule: messenger RNA, 507 nt
Organism: Angiostrongylus costaricensis
Lineage: Eukaryota; Metazoa; Nematoda; Chromadorea; Rhabditida; Metastrongylidae
Source: the annotation of a GenBank genome assembly
AUGGGCUUUUUUAUUUCAUCUGAGGAUAUAAUUGGCGCAGAAGUGUGCUUUUUCGGUAUUUAUGUUCAAGAGUACGGAAUUAACUAUAACGAGCCAAACGCAAGGUCAAGAAACAAGGAGGAAAACCUGGAGAAGAACUCAGGUGUGUUCUUCACUAUUCGGCUUGUCCCACAACAGUUUGAUUUUUUACUGCCCGAUAUCGUUGGUGCGGAUCCAUUUAUGGCUUCAGAAAUGAUGGAAGACCGGAACACGUUUUUGACAAGAAUUCUCAACUCUAGCAUUAUGUUUUGCAUUGAACGACUCGGAUGGAAACAAGAUAUGAGUUAUACAUGUAACAAAUGCAACGGUUUCAAUGUGAAAUGGCAAUGUACAACGUGUGAUGUAAAGUUGUGUUCUGUCUUUGAUGCACGCAUGCCAAUGGAGAGACGCAAACUGCCGUCGUGCGCCUUCUCACAAAAUGAAACGUGUUAUGCAAUACGCAAAGAUAAGCACGGAACAUGUGGAUGA